UAUUUGCCUUUAGAAAGUAGUUCCCUAUGACACCUUCAACUAGUUAGAUGGUUGGAAAAAAUGGUCGAAGUCUUUCGAAUUAUUGGGCUCCUCUUUUUGGUAUUCCACUUUAGUUAUUCUGAGUAUAUGGAUCCAUGCCCUCAUCAUAAUGGAUUUUCACAAGACGAAGCAGAGGCAGUAUUAAAAGAUUGGCCCGGCAAUCUUAACUUGGCCAAGGUUAAUAGGUCCCACAAGUGUCAUGUGACAUGCAUUUUGAUGUAUUUCGAUAUAAUUGGUACCUCCGGAGAGGUUACUCUUGACAAAUAUUUCGACUCUGGUGUUAUUGAUGAGUUUGCGUUUGCACCAACAUUGUUGCGAUGUCGUUAUGAGUAUAGAGAAGAAACUGAUUUUUGUGAGCAUACUUUCGGUAUUUUCAACUGUUUCAGGCAGGAGAAAUUACUAAGCACAAAAAAAUAAUUAUAAAAUCCGUAAAAAUUAUAUUUUGUAUCUAAAUUGAAGUUAAACAUUUCAAUAACUUGUUUUUUAAAUUCAAUGGCAGUGGCACCUUAGAAAAGGAUUGUAUUGAUGGUAGGAUAGUUUAAGGCUUUCUUAGUUUAUUCUUAAUAAAUUCUUUUUGGAUAAAGGGA
Drosophila suzukii is the source of this 626-nucleotide messenger RNA. The record is from RefSeq and is a predicted model, not a curated record. NCBI's taxonomy places the organism in Eukaryota, Metazoa, Arthropoda, Insecta, Diptera, Drosophilidae.